Messenger RNA from Suillus clintonianus, 924 nucleotides. RefSeq lists its product as uncharacterized. The transcript is spliced from 4 exons. The coding region runs from base 349 to 690 and encodes 113 amino acids. Lineage: Eukaryota; Fungi; Basidiomycota; Agaricomycetes; Boletales; Suillaceae. The record is from RefSeq and is a predicted model, not a curated record.
CUUACAUUCCGACUACCAUGUCCCAAUGGAUUCCCUUCGCCACUGUCACUCCGCAAUCUUCUCAACAGAAUGGCGCAUUGCCCCCAAUGCCUUCGACAUCACAACCUAUUCCACCUGCGCAGCCGACGAAUUUCCCUGAAGCAACAUGUAUCAGUGGAAGCGCUGGCAGCCGCGAGCUCUGGAAUUCGGUAUCGACAUUAUCGGUGAAGACAACAAGACCACCAUCCACCACAAAGUCGCUGCCCACGUAGAGGCCAUCCCAACAUCCACCUCUCUUCCUCCCAACAUCCAGGCGAACUCCAGAAGAGCCAUGACACUGGGGCAGAACUGCACUCCCUGAGCUCUUCAAUGAAUGACAUUCAUGACACGCUCAGUGGCUCGGUCCCAAAACCUACCACACUUCCCCCAAUUGCUCCCUCCCAUGCGUUCACAACAAGCCUCAACCACCUCUGCACCCACACCCGCAUCUGCCGCGCCCGCAAACCCAGAACCCCUGCACCUCCUCCCAUGCGUUCACAACAAGCCUCGACCACCUCUGCACACACACCUGCAUCUGUCGCGCCCGCAAACCCAGAACCCCUGCACCUCCCCCAGAGCACCCUGGCCUUUCUCCUUCAAGCUCGAGUCAUGCUGACUCAAGUUGUUGCCCACUCUUCGCAGUAUGAUGUGAGUGUCUUAAUCCUCCUUUGAGCUGCGCUCAGAGCUACAUGAGACCCAAACCAGCCUCGCAAGCCACAUCGACAAGGUCCACGCCCAGCUCCGUUUCGUUUCGUUUGACGGAACGGUUUGCUGAUGCAGCUGAUGUAUUUAGGAUUCGCAUUUACAAUACGCGGGUAUUGAGUCUAUAAUGUUGCAAUACCUAUUUACAGUAGCGAUUGUAUUAUGUAUUUGGAUAGUAUUGCAAUUAAAAAAAAUUGAUUUCAA